UCUGCCCGGUGUCUCUGCUCUGUCUACUCUUUUAUCUCAAUACAGCCAGAACUGUACUUCAAUUCACGCAUCCGUUUCUUGUCGUGAUGCUUGUGAUGCCAUAAUCUCUGCAUGAGCACUCCUGCGCUUGAGGCCUAAGACACUACAUUGUAUGCACUUCAACAACGCCCGUCCGCUUCGUGUUCGUGUUCAUCGUGGAAGGUGUAUCGCUCAUUUGCCCAGUUUCUUUAACUCCUCCCUGUGUAUUGUUAGCCAUGCCAACACCUCCGAGACGCGUUGCCGUACCUCAGCUGCACCGCAAAGUCCUCGUUCGUGUCGUCGUCGUCCCAGCUCUCUUCCCAUAGAUGCGCGUUGCCGCCAGGGAUCUGUGUCUCCUCCUCUGUCCAAUCUGUCCUAUUGUCAGCCUCGAUUCGCCCUCAGCUCGUCUCUGGGUAUGUUUCAGGCGCGGGUACCUUCAACAGGAAAGUCCUCAAACUCGUCGUCCUCCUCUAGUUGUGUGGCGGGCUUCUUGUCCUGUGAAAGCGGUUGCUCGCCGUUCUUGGGGUCGGCGGCUUUGGUUGUGGCGGUGUUUCCUUGUGCGGGGCCGGCCAUCUUGACGGCGUGUGCUGUUGUCUGGGUAUACAAGUGUGUUGGAUAGUUUCGUGACGGGUGUGUUUGGUGUGCUUCGUGAGUUUGGUGAGCUUGGUGGCUGCCGUUGCGGCUCUGUCGAACGAAGCGCCAAUCGGUGACUAAGCGCGCUUUCACGUGUUGCUGUCCAGGUACCUCUCCGCGCCUUCCGCAAAAGUG
Messenger RNA from Dothidotthia symphoricarpi CBS 119687, 786 nucleotides. RefSeq lists its product as uncharacterized. NCBI's taxonomy places the organism in Eukaryota, Fungi, Ascomycota, Dothideomycetes, Pleosporales, Dothidotthiaceae. The record is from RefSeq and is a predicted model, not a curated record. The coding region runs from base 152 to 637 and encodes 161 amino acids. The transcript is spliced from 2 exons.